Cantharellus anzutake is the source of this 2311-nucleotide messenger RNA. RefSeq lists its product as uncharacterized. The record is from RefSeq and is a predicted model, not a curated record. The coding region runs from base 132 to 2069 and encodes 645 amino acids. Lineage: Eukaryota; Fungi; Basidiomycota; Agaricomycetes; Cantharellales; Hydnaceae. The transcript has 3 exons.
GGUUUCUCCCAGAACCGACCACCGUGGUCGUGGGAGAACCUGCCCGUAGCUUCAAAUACGAUCCACGACAACCGCUCUAUGAGCAGUACAAGAACGCUCACGGCGCUGUCGAUGGGGAGGAGGAACUGGAGAUGAUUUUGCGUCAGCUCAACUCUUCGACGGAUCUUAAUAAUUCGUUGGGAACGCAACCAGCACCGCCGGUGCACUCAAUCAGCCAUCCACAUCCCAACAGUAUACCUUCGCCUCCGCCUCCGCAUUUGGGGAAACGAUCUGCAAAUGAUGAUAUCCCUCGAGCGCAUCAUGUUCCGGAGAACGCAUCAUCUUCGGACCAUGCAUUUAGACAAUCGAGUCCAGCCUCCUGUGCCCCACUCCGAGACUCCGGCCAAGCACCUAAGAGAAGAAGGGGCAGGAGCGGCGUCGGGAACACCGCAACGCCGCGAAAAUCGCCGGUGCAGCCGCUGCCUAGCUCUCAGGGUCGGCCAAAUACCUCUGGUUUACACUGUUCUCCCGAACGUGCACUAUCGCCUUGCCGUGGCUCCAGUUCCGAUUUCGUGAAAUCCGAAGUAGCAUCUGACGGUUAUGCGUCCUCUACUUUCAGUGAUCACGGAAACGGACAUGCCUACCGAGGUGACUCAGUGGUUGAACUCACAUCUGAUGGUGCAUCAACAGUCAGGGCAGGAAGUACCGGUGGAAAUUACCAUCAUUCAGUGAUGUCAAGGGUGCGCAUUUCACCCCAAGGUUUCUCGAAUCGCGAGCACAUGCUGCAGCAUCCGCAGAUGCAAACGGCGGAGCAGGUACAUCAAUUACAACAUCCACCAUUUAUACCAUUAUCAUAUAAUUCACAGGACGGUUCACGUGUUGGCGGCGUAGCGGAAGGACAUACAGCAGGAGCAGCAGGAUCUUCAAUGCAGCGGCCCGCUGCUGAACCUAUUGAGGCCAGACCAAAAGCACGAAUUCAACCUCGGCCGCUCAGCUCCGAAGCUCCCUUGCUUGCCGAUGACCGCGUGGGCAACAUAUCAGAGUAUUCCCAUUCUCGACGAAGCUCUACACCAGCUUCGAUCACUGGUUCGACCACGGCGGCUUUCCCACCUGCAGCAGGUGUGCCCCCUGCAUCAGGCUCUGCUUCUACGGUAUACAAUCCGACCAACACGCAGCCAAUUAGCCACAGCCGGGAACCCUCGCCUGUAUACCGUUUUGCAAGCUCGGAUAGUCUGAGCACGACUAACCUCUCCCACACCGGUUCACCACAGUAUCCAAAUACUCCUCAGAGCAGUGGUGGGUUGUACCCAUCUCUGUACCUCCAUCAGACCCCAUCUGUCGGGUCUCGUACGGGGGUUCCUGCUGUGGAGCACGCUGGUCUGCUUUCAAGUCCUUCCUUUCGCAAGAUGAGACCGACUAAGGAGCUACCCUUCCGCCGCAUCCACCAUACAGCUUCAGCCGAGGGAUUACACAGAACCUCAUCUUCGCCCCUGGGUGACAGGGUUGGUGGUUUUAUGCUGCCAAACAGUGGAGGUCCCCGGUCCGCUUCUGUUCCAUAUCAGCCACACAGUCAUAACCUUUUGGACGUCACCGCACUUCCGCCCCGACCGUCGACGUCUCAGUCAUAUCAUGGAGUCGAGCUACACCAAAACGGUGCGCUCCUCGGUGAGGCCCUACAGCCAUCAUUUGACCAAUCCGGCACCCGACCCAUCUUGCCGCCUGCUCAAGACAUGUCCGCAAAUACGGUCUCUAUCUUUCCAGCCGCAUGCAACAACGACGAGAACCCGUCCUCCUGUCCUACUAACCCUGAAGCGUCGAUUAUUAUCCCUGUCAAUAAUAAUACCAUUCCUCCUGCCCACACCACUAACACCACACCCCCCAAUUAUCCCGCCUACCAUAAUUACUCCUACAGUCCAGUAUCUCAAACUUCUAUCAAUCAACGCCUCACUGAAACCUGGUCAUCCAACCCGAACUAUUCGGAUUGGGACACCGGGUACACCACAUAUGAUUCAUCAAAUCCUUAUCUUCAUGAUAUACCCGCAGGGAAUGGUAUGCCUUCGGGCGUAGUGGCUCACUACCCGGUGCUGUAGCGACGAUUUUCAGAUUUCCACGAUACUCUGCCAUCCAUGCAAGUGAUUGGCGGUAAUUUUGCGCCCACAUCCCAAUCACACAUGCACAUUAAUCCUCCUUUACUGCUCUAUAUCCUUCCAGCCGCCUCCUCACUGUCUGUGUAUCUAUUCCUCGGUCACUCUCAAACUAUCCACCCGAUCUCGUUCUUGUCCUCGAUUCGAUAAUUACCUUCUACCUCCCCCCCUUGGCCGCAGAUCACGAU